Messenger RNA from Sphaeramia orbicularis (orbiculate cardinalfish), 851 nucleotides. RefSeq names its product troponin C, slow skeletal and cardiac muscles-like. Gene Ontology annotation, molecular function: calcium ion binding. The transcript has 6 exons. NCBI's taxonomy places the organism in Eukaryota, Metazoa, Chordata, Actinopteri, Kurtiformes, Apogonidae. The coding region runs from base 82 to 567 and encodes 161 amino acids. Gene Ontology annotation, cellular component: myosin II complex. The record is from RefSeq and is a predicted model, not a curated record.
CCUCCUACAGUUAUUGCGGGGCAGGCUUUGUCCUGUGUCUGAGUGGAACAGUCUGUCAAAGGCAGGGACAGAGUCGCAGCCAUGGAUGACGUAUAUAAGGCAGCGGUUGAAAACUUGACAGAGGAGCAGAAAAAUGAGUUCAAAGCUGCAUUUGACAUCUUCAUCCAGGAUGCAGAAGAUGGCUGCAUCAGCACCAAAGAAUUGGGGAAGGUGAUGAGGAUGCUGGGGCAGAAUCCCACCCCUGAGGAGUUACAGGAGAUGAUCGAUGAGGUGGAUGAGGACGGCAGUGGAACAGUAGACUUUGAUGAGUUCCUGGUUAUGAUGGUCCGAUGUAUGAAGGAGGAGAGCAAAGGAAAAUCAGAGGAGGAGUUAGCUGAACUGUUCCGCAUGUUUGACAAGAAUGGAGAUGGAUACAUAGAUUUAGAAGAGCUCAAAAACAUGCUGGAGUCGACUGGAGAGGCCAUCACUGAAGACGACAUCGAGGAGCUGAUGAAGGACGGAGACAAAAAUAACGAUGGCAAAAUUGAUUAUGAUGAGUUCCUGGAGUUUAUGAAAGGUGUUGAGUAGAAGAUUCACCUGGAAGACUCACAUCACAGCAUCUUCACCUUCUAUCGUAUUAAGCAACAUGAAAAGGCCAUUUCCAAAGACAUGCUUUUAUUAUUAUUAUUAUUAUUAUUAUUAUUAUUAUUAUUAUUAUUUUUGGGAUUUUAUUCAGUAAUCAGCAAAUCACACAAACAAACCGUUAAAAGGCUGAAGGAUUUAACAAACUGCAAAUUCAGUUAUUUCUGAUGUGAUGAAAAAUGUCAUGUCAUGUAAAAAAUAUUUUCAAUAAAAGUAUUUUCAGAAUUGCA